UCUAUAUGAUUUAGGCAUCUCAUUUUUAUCCUCACAAUCAAUUUGUGUGCCCUUAAAGUAGCAGCGUCAACUUCCAAAAUGUCUCAUACCAUCUUGCUUGUGAAGUUAACUCCGGCGAAUCGUUCACGUUCAUAUUCCAAAUACGAGAGCGUGAAUAUGUGUCUGGAGGGUGUAUGCAAAUUGUAUGGAGAGCAUUUGAAGAUUGAAAAUCCUCAUUCGAGCACCGUUUCCUACGAGCUGAGGGAAUUAUUUGACUAUAUUGACAGUCUGGAAGAUAUCUGUUGCAUGGUCUAUCAAAAAGCAAGUGGUACUUAUGCUCCAUAUGGCAGGGAUUGGAUCAAGGAGAAGAUAAUGGUCUUGAUGCGGAAUGCAGCAAUGUCGAUGGAGUAGGAAGGGAAAAGAAAGAAGAUAAAAUGCAUUUGGCAGGGAUUGGAUCAAGGAGAAGAUAAUGGAUGGUUUUAAUGCGGAAUGCAGCAAUGUCGAUGGAGUAGGAAGGGAGAAGAAACCACAAGAUAAAAUGUGAUGGCAAAUUGGAAAUCUGCAAAGAAGAUCUUAAUUUUGUCACACAUUUUUGAUGCUGAUUUUUCUACAAUCAAAUAUAAUUCACCAGAUCAAAA
Messenger RNA from Drosophila willistoni, 617 nucleotides. Its product is annotated as protein enhancer of rudimentary. The record is from RefSeq and is a predicted model, not a curated record. The transcript has 2 exons. NCBI's taxonomy places the organism in Eukaryota, Metazoa, Arthropoda, Insecta, Diptera, Drosophilidae. Bases 79 to 390 code for a protein of 103 amino acids.